AUGGCAGUCCUGGACGAAAUCGAAAAUGCCACUCCACCAUCGAGUUCCACCAAUAGCGAUGAAGAAACAUCAGCGACGGGGACAACUAAUCCACUGACGUUUCAAGAUCCCAAAGAUCCAGCGAACCCCAAGAACUGGUCCUUGUUCAGAAGGCUCUUCAUCACGUUCAUAUGGAUAGCCGGGAACCUGGUAGCCUCCGUAUCGUCCAGCAUCUUCAGCAGCGGCGCCCAAGCAAUCAGCGAAGAGUUUCACGUUGGCACAGAGGUCGUCACUCUAGGAGUCAGCCUCUUUGUCAUAGGCUAUUCCGUUGGCCCCCCGUUUUGGAGCCCUCUGUCCGAACAAUUCGGGAGACGAUACCCUAUGCUCGCCGGCAUGGCCCUCUUCACAAUCUUUUGCAUCCCCGUCGCUGUCGGAAAGAAUUUGCAGACAAUCCUCAUCGGACGGUUCCUAUGUGGAGUGACUGGCGUUGCGCCCAUCGCUCUCUUUGGCGGCGGACUGGUCGACAUCUGGCAUCCUGAGCAGCGAGCAAUUGCCAUGGCGACUGUCAUUGGCAUCGUUCUUGGAGGGCCCUUGCUGGCUCCGGUGAUGGGGAGCUUUAUCACUGCGAGUCAUUUGGGUUGGCGGUGGACGGGAUGGUUGAGCUGCAUCAUGGGUGGGUCGUGUACGGUUCUUGUGUUGUUUGGGUUGCCGGAGACGUAUCCGCCCGCCAUUCUGCAGAAAAGACAAAGAGAGGAUCUGGGUCGGAAUGGGAAGAGGGAAACGGGGGGCUGGCACAGAUUUGUGCGGGUGUAUCUGGUUCGACCCUUUGUGUUGCUCGGAACUGAACCUAUCCUGGUCCUCAUGACGCUCUACCAAGCAUUCGCCUACGGCAUCCUCUACCUCGUCUUCUCCUCGUACCCCAUCAUAUUCCGCGAACAGCGCCACUGGAAACUCGGUCUAUCGUCUCUGCCCUUCCUGGGCAUGAUGGUCGGCGUCUUCAUCGGUUCCGCCAUGAUUGUCACUCGAACCGUAUUGGUUCAACACGCAACCCGCAGGAAGCAGUCAAAAGAGAGCGAAUCUGAAGAAUCCUCUACAAAUCCACCUGUACCCGCACCUCCUGAACGACGCUUACCACUAAUGAUGGCAGGAAGCAUUCUCCUCCCUGUAGGACUUUUCAUAUUCGGAUGGACUUCUGCGCUUGAUAUUCCCUGGGUAGGCAUGAUCAUUGGCAGUCUCUUUGUCGGCUCCGGAUUACUAUGUGUCUUUGUCACGGCAAUGACAUACAUCCUCGACGUCUAUUCCCACGUGGCCAACAGUGCCCUCGGCGCAAACACCAUUGUUCGCUCUCUCUUCGCCGCUGGGUUCCCCUUGUUUGCGAGCUAUAUGUACAAAGGCCUCGGUGUGGCGUGGGCAUCGAGUGUACUUGGGUUCGUGAGCAUCGCCAUGAUUCCGAUUCCGGUCAUCUUUUACAAGUAUGGGCCUCGCAUCAGGGCUCUUUCCAAGAAUUUGAUAGUAUAA
Messenger RNA from Trichoderma citrinoviride, 1497 nucleotides. Its product is annotated as MFS general substrate transporter. Lineage: Eukaryota; Fungi; Ascomycota; Sordariomycetes; Hypocreales; Hypocreaceae. The record is from RefSeq and is a predicted model, not a curated record. The transcript has 3 exons. Gene Ontology annotation, molecular function: transmembrane transporter activity. The coding region runs from base 1 to 1497 and encodes 498 amino acids. Gene Ontology annotation, biological process: transmembrane transport.